AUGUUCCUGCCGUGGAUCUCCAAGUGCGAGCUGGUGCCGGUCUCUGCCGACUCCUACGUGCUUAAGAAAUUCUCAGACAAAUGUCAGCGCGGAAUGUGCUCCAUGAUCGUGGGCUACCUCACAGAGGAGAACGUGGACACGCAAUCGGUUCUACCUAGUGGACACCACAUUCGCUGGGCUAUGGAGGUGCUGGGUCACUCAUUUGCGUUGCCCAUGGAGGACUCGGACGUCAUUCAAGGCUCACUGGGAAUUUACCAGCGUUGGCUCGGAGUGGACGACGAAACUCUGACAGCUAAAGGCGGCAAAAGCAAGGAUCACAGACCGCCUUGCAUGCAGAAAGUUGAACAGACCUUUAUUCAGGAUAUGCUGGGCCAGAUGACGCUGCUUUUCGAAGAGCGCCCUAACAACGGCGUCCCCAGUGGAAGCAGCGAGACCAACAUGGCUACACACGUAGCUCUGUGCACCAAAGUUUUAGAGACUUUUGAUGCUCUGAUGAAGCAUCGUGGAGCUCAGCUUUCCAACUCGACGUGGGAUCGCUUGAUCCGCUUGAUUCUCGGUGCGGCGGAUGGAUUGCUGCAUAAUCUACGCAAUCAACUGGGCAACCAGUUAUGUGGACAGCUUGUGAGGAUCCUGUUUAAAGUAUAUUUACGAUCACUGCCACAGUGCGGACCCAGGGGAGAGUUGUGGAGUCUAUUACAGAAGUUUUGUCGGCGGUGGAUUCAUCGCGCGUUGGUUAUCGAGCAGUGGAACGCUGUCACCCUGGGACUUACACGCAGUCUGAUGAAGCAGAUCCACGACCGGAACGCGUCGAAAGAGAUCGAGAUCAUCUGGGCCGACAACCGACAGCCGUCCAAGUUCGAGUUGGAGAGCCCCACGCUUGCCUACGCUUGGUACCGUCUGCUUCGCGUGAUCGGCCACCCUUCUGCCAUUUUUGACCCGGACGUGUAUCUCGCUGCUGUAAAAGGAGUUAGUCGACUUGCUGAUGAACUUGCACGCAUUGAAAAGGUGCCACGCGUGCAGUGGGAGCACGUGCUGGGUGCGCUUAACCAGACCCCGAACCGUGACAGCCCAGUGUUCCAAGGAGUACAGAAUGGUGAUGGAGAUGCGUCGGAAGAUUUGUCUACAACCACACCGACGACUACAGAUCAACCACGAGCUCCGCCUGAUGUCAACACAAUCUUGAGGCUGCUUGGACCGUGGCUGUUUGACGCCUGUUUGACCCGCAAACCGCGCUUUGCUGCAGGUCGUAGCGAAGCUCUUCGGUGUCUUGGAAAGCUCUUGUGUCAUUACUCUAACGGCCGCUCCAAACGUGUCAACUGGGCGUACAGUGUGCGCAGUUUGAUGGCUUUACAGAACGCAUUACUCGACGACGACGACCGUAUCGCAGCUUCUGCAGUGUACAACUGGUCUAAUGUGUUCACUUUGUACGGGAACCACACCCUUCGUGGCGCAGGCGUUGUUGCGGGGCCAUUCCACAAGGCUGUCGAGCGUGUGUUCCGUGCUGCGGAGCGUAAGGAUUCGUCUUCAAGUACGAAGGCCGAUGGGCGACGUGGGGGAGAUCCCUUUUUCGUUCAGGAUGAUCAGCAUAUUGGUGGGAUCCCAAUUGUACUGCUACGACGUGCAAGUAUCGAGGCCUGCAGCUCGCUUCUGACUAUCCAUGCUCACGUCCCGCGUAAUCUGAUCAAGGAGGCCGAGAAGGAGAUCGUGGCGCCUUCGAUGGCAGACAUUCCAGGACUGUAUUCGACUUUGCCCAAGUACACCAGCUCGAACGUCGUUGCCUUGCUCAUGACAGCUAUCAAGACGGAGACCGACCCCACCAACCAGCAGAUGAUGAUGUGGAUCAUGACUGUGGCCAUCCAGCAGGAGGCUGCUUUCUGGACGAGCGGCUUGGCUUCUAGUCGUAACUCGCAGGUACCUUUCACGAUUUUGCUGAUUUGCUCCAUAAUCAGCAAGUCGCAGAAGUACAAGCCACCGGUGCUGUUCACUGCGUUCGAAUGUUUGCGCCACUUGUCGCUGGUGUGUGAAGAAGUGUUCUUUCACCACGCAAACUCCGUUGUUCACUUGGUGAACGCCUGCUGCGAUUUUAUCAGCAACAGCGCGCCUAUUCUGCGGUCAAGAACGGCACCGUUUUAUCUGGAUAGCCUCAUGGCUGCAGCGUACCACUGCAUCAUCGAGUGGAUCGUCGCCGCGCCUCUUUUGCUGAGCAAACAACAAGUCAUUGCCAAGAUCAUCACAACCAUCGUGGACGGCAACGAACGGUUCCAGUCGUUGUCUCCUAAUACCACGAACAUGGCCGUCCGCGAGGCUGCUCGGAAGUUGGUGAACAUGCUGAUGAAGCAUCAUGUGUCGCACACCACCAAUGCAGGGUCUAUCGGCACUCACUCGUCGGGUUUAACGGAGAAGUCGGUACUUACACAGUUUUGCGAGCUCAAUGACUCGACUGACAUCUAUCGCCAUUGCCGGUUCUUCUCAGUCAACAAGAAUUCCAUUCUCACGGUUAUCGAGAAACCAGCGAAUGCUACACAAGCCGGUGAAGCGAUCUUGAUCAUGCGAGACUCAACCGGCCGUUAUGUCUGGCGCUCUAAGCCUCGACACCGGGAUGGGCCUCGCCCCAAGAGCAUUGCUGACUUUGAGAACUUCUGUGAAGAUUCUCGACGGGACAGUGACUUUGAUUCCGAUGCUAACACUCAUGACGACAGCGAUGACGAAGAUUAUCAAAGUGACGAGGAGGCACGGGUGGAAGACCCUUUGCUUACGGCGAUCCGCGACACUCAUGCCAAGACUCCAAUGACAAGCUGGCGUUCGUCACCGUCUGGUGAGGUUGACACGGACUCGGACCCCACGAAGGUGUUAACUGGCGAGGGUAACUCUGGAAUGAGCACCAUAGAGCGUAAAGCACAGGCCGGUCGUGAUGAUGGUCGUGGUACUCAGGACGCCGUUUUCAUGAGUCUGCUCGUGGCACAAAGCCAAGAGGAUAAGCUUGCGUCUCAGCCAAAGGGGUCUGCACGUGGUGUCAAGUGCUAUAAGCCGACGCCACCGGAGAAGGACGCUGCACUGCAAACGUGGGAAGUUUCUCGAAGAAUGAUGAGUGAACUGAGUUUCCUGUCGGUGCGCAACUGGGGCUCAGUCUUUGCGAUGGAUGCAACUGUGACUACCGAUUUCCUCCGUGACCUGGAGACUCUGGACAAGCUUCCUGAGCGCGAGACUUUUGAUUUUUCUGUUGCGUAUGCAUUCACUGGCACGUCUCGAGGCGGUUACGAUCAGAUUCACUUGGCGACGUCGACGGAUGUGCGUGCUGGCUACGUCGAGCUUUCAAAAGACUAUCGACUGUUCCUCUCUUCGAUUGGUGAACAAGUCGAAGAGCACGAUCACACUGGACACUCUGGCUUCGAUGCUGAACUCGUGAAGGGCCGGAUGCUUUACUAUUCCCACUAUAGUCACGAGGCUUGCAUCUACGUACCAACACUGCUGUUGGACGGAGAGGAGGACAGUGACAGCGACAGUGACAGUGAUGCUGAAGACACGGAAGGGGCGAAUGCAAGAGCGCAAUUCCAGCACGCCAAUGUACUUAUUGUUUGGAACGAAUGCCAGCAGACGUACCGUCCAGGCAGCGUCUUGUGGGAUGCAGUAUUUAAGCUGCCGAUGCCGACGUCGGGUGUGGUACUAAUCAUUGACCCACUGGGCAACGACCUCUACUGCGUGCACGUGAGUCACGAGUCAUCCCCGCUAUUCAACCAACGUGACGUUAUUGCAAACCAAGAGGAUUAUGUGGACGAAGCCGACGUGUACACUAGCCGUGUGUUGGGCCCAUUGCUAGACGGUAUGGUCAUCAACGGUGCUUGGCUGGCUCCUUUAGUGCGUCAAACAGCCAUCAACGCUGCCAUUCUUUCGCGGUCGUUCCUGCGAUACCAACACGACAUUGGCGCAGUGUCGUCUUCACCUGUGGGUGCAGAGGCCAACCGCAGCAAGGUGAUCUCAUCGUUUGUUGAGAAACACUUGCGUCCGAAGCUUCCUGGCGAGUUCUAUGGUGACUUGUUCGCAGAUCUUACCAGCGAGAGCUAAAACCACGCUCUCCUAAGAGGUGAUGUCAAUGUGUCAGGAGUCCUGUUUUACUCGUUUGAUUUUGGAUUUGUUUGGCAGCUUUUCUUGUUUU
This is a messenger RNA of Phytophthora infestans T30-4, 4153 nucleotides long. RefSeq lists its product as uncharacterized. Gene Ontology annotation, biological process: regulation of small GTPase mediated signal transduction; activation of GTPase activity. Gene Ontology annotation, molecular function: GTPase activator activity. The transcript has 4 exons. The coding region runs from base 1 to 4062 and encodes 1353 amino acids. The record is from RefSeq and is a predicted model, not a curated record. NCBI's taxonomy places the organism in Eukaryota, Oomycota, Peronosporomycetes, Peronosporales, Peronosporaceae.